AGGAGGAGGCGGCCGCCCGCGCUGCAGGGCCAGGCCCAGGAACCGGCCAGGAAGAGAAUAUCUCGACGUCGGAAAAGCAGUCUCAAGCCAGUAGCCUUUGAGCAAUGCUCUCAAAGAGCCCCAAAUAAACAAAACCUGGAACUAACCCUGUCUGCGGCUGAGGGCGCCUCCUCAUCUCAACGUGUGACAAGGUCGCAGUCCGCAGCGCUUGCCAAGUGCUCCGGAGCCCCCGUGGAGAAGCCCUCUGCGCAGCCGGCCAAAGGAAAGGUGGUUCUGGUGGAAAUCGGAGUCAACGAGCGCCUCAGUGCUGAGUUACUCCUGCAGAAGAGAGCGUCUAAGCCGGGUGAGGAGGUCUCCACAACCGUCCUCCUGAGCCCCGGGGAUGCUUCUCCCCAGGACAGCAGCGCUGCAGAACCGCAGCCUGAGCUUGGAGCUUCCCUUCUGGCAGCUCCUCACACCCCUAAAGCAAAAGACAUAGGAGAAAGCAGCGGUGCUCUUAAUUUUAAGCCAAACACAACAAGCGCAGCUAACGUCACGGUCAUUAUAACCGAAGAGCCUAAGGAGCAGGAGGCAGAUGUUCCUGCUCAGGCACCGGAGCCUAAGGAGGACUCUGGGAAACAGCUUUCCCAGUCCAUAAUUGAGAGCCCGGGGACUCCGACAGGAUCCAGAGUCGGCCGUCGCUCCGUGCGCAGAAGCCUCAUGGGGAGACCUUCCACGAUCCGCAGGACCUCCCUGGCAGAGAAAUACUCGCUAGGCAGCAAAAGGCAAAGUGUGAUCCGGAAAUCCCUCGGCAGGGCAGCGGCCAAGAGGAGGACGUUUCAAAAGUCCUCCGCGUCCUCCGGUCCUGGGAACUGUCUUAGCAAUGGAGAGGUGCCAGGGGAGGAAGAAACAGCUGUCAAAACUGGGCCACAUUCUGGACUUUGCACCCCCUCUAAGCUGGAUGUCCAAAGUCCACGGAUGUCCCUACGUACACGGACCCUCAACAGGGACGAGCAGUCACAGGAGAUGAGCAACACAGAAAGCAACUUAAAUAAGAAUGGGGAAACCCAGGACCCGCCCCAAAGUGCCAGGAGAAAGCAAAGCUACAAAAGAGCUGUGGAUCACCGCUAUGACUACCAGCAAGAGGAAGAUGGAGGACUUUCUCCUCCAAGAAGAAAGACCCCAUCCCCUCUCUGUCCGGCCAGCAAAGUGGUACGUCCUUUCAAAACGUUUUUGCACACUGUGCAGAAGAAUCAGCUCCUCAUGACCCCAAGUUCUGUGGGGAGAAGUGGUGUAAUUAAAUCUUUUAUCAGGCACAACACCCCUCUUCAAACUGAUCCUAAGGAAAAGGAGAGGCAGAAACUAGAGACUCUGAGGAAAAAGCAAGAGGCCGAGCAGCUGAGGAAGCAGAAAUUGGAGGAAGAAAAAAGAAGGCGACUAGAAGAGGCAAAGCUGAAGCGUGAGGAGCGUCUCCGCAAAGUGCUGCAGGCUCGGGAGCGCGCGGGGCAGAUCGAGGAGGAGCGGAAGCGGCGCAUCGAGCAGAAGAUCGCGCUCUUCGAUGAGAAGACUGAGAAGGUGCGGGAAGAAAGGUUGGCAGAAGAGAAGAUCAAAAAGAAAGCGGCUGCCAAGAAAAUGGAAGAGGCAGAGGCCCGGCGCCGGCAGGAGGAAGAGGCCAGGAAACAGCGAGCGCUGCAGCAGGAGGAGGGGGAGCGUCGGCACAGAGAGCUAAUGCAGAAGAAAAAGGAAGAGGAGCAGGAACGUGCGAGGAAGAUCGCCGAGCAGAGACAGGCAGAACAGGAGCGGGAGAAGCAGCUGGCUGCAGAGAGAGAGCAGGAGCGGAAGAAGGAACAGGAGAGGAUCCAGGCAGAGAAGCAACGUGAAGAGCAGGAGAAGGCUGCUCGCCUAAAGAAGGAGCUGCUGGCUGCUAAAGAACAGCUCCACAGAGAGGUGGAGAAGGAGCAGGAGCAGCACAGGCUAGCAGAGGUGAAGAGGCAGGAGCAAGAAGAGAAGACACUGCCAGAGGAGCAAAAGGCUAAAGAGGGUGCCCAAACACAGCACCUAGAAAAGAAAGAGGCUUCUCCUGUGUGCAGUUCCUAUGAGAUGACCCCCCAGGGCUUGAAAGGUCCUAAACCCCCCAAGAUAAAUCCCAAUAACUACGGCAUGGAUCUGAACAGUGACGACUCCACGGAUGAUGAGAGCCAGCCCCGAAAGCCCAUUCCUGCCUGGGCUACUGGGGAUCAGCUUACCCAAGCCGUAAUCCGGCAGUACUACAACCCGCCCGAUGUGGACGCGCUGUUUGGGAUCAUCACCAACCCCAAGCUGGAGGACAUCUUCAACAAAAGCAAGCCCCGCUACUUCAAGCGCACGAGCUCCGCCGUCUGGAACUCACCACCGCUCGCAGGGGCCAAAUCAGUCCUAGGGCUGCCCUACGGCCUGAAAAAGUAG
Tinamus guttatus (white-throated tinamou) is the source of this 2424-nucleotide messenger RNA. The record is from RefSeq and is a predicted model, not a curated record. NCBI's taxonomy places the organism in Eukaryota, Metazoa, Chordata, Aves, Tinamiformes, Tinamidae.